AUGUCGCCAGAGAAACAGCCCUCCAACCCUCAAGGCGGGAAGUCCAAGAAGAACAAGAAGAAGAACCAGGCCAACAAACAAGGCCAGAACACUGCUGACAGCGGCGGAGGCUCGAGUAAUGACGUGCAGGACGACCCUGAGGAAUCGAAGAAUGACUCGGAUGUCGAGGAAACAACUGUCGCUGCCGAAGACACCAAUGGAGCCCCAACCGUUAAACAGGACAGUGAAGAAAAAGUCGUCUCAACAAACAGCCAGAAAUCUGACUCGCACGGCGAAGGAGACCCCGAGACGACAACGCCAGCGAAUACAAAACCGGCCAGGCAUGAAUCGGAGGAAAAUAACAAAUUUGACGAUCUCGUGCGCGACCGUGACUCUCUUCGAGCCGAGGUAACCGAGCUUCGCAAGUCGCUUGAGCAAAUCCAGCACAGGCACCAGGAAGAAAUGGACGCGCUGCAACAGAAAUUAGAUGAUUCCGAGGACAAGAAAUCGCAUGCCGAAACCCAGUUUCAGAAGCUUUUGGAAAGAGUCAAUACUAUCAAAUCGCAGCUCGGGGAGAGGCUAAAAGAGGAUGCUGAGGAACUCUCGCAGGCGAGAUCUCGCAUCGAGGAAUUAGAAGAAGAAAACUCAGCAUUACAAGCAGAGCUGAGCGCAAAAGUGACAGCCAUUGCCGACUUGGGGAAGGACGCCCGAGAGAACAUCAAAGAACUGUCAGAUUUGCGAAGCAGGACCAAUCUCUCUCAGCAGAAUUGGCUUCAGGAGAAGGAGGAGCUUCUUGAGCGAGAGUCCUAUAUCCAUGCAGAGUUUGAAGAGGCAAAGCAAGCAAUGCACAAUUGGGAAGUGCUGGCUAUGGAGGAACGCUCAAUUCGAGAAGGACUGGCGGAAAAGGUCAAUGAUUUAGAAGAGCAGCUUUCUACUCUUCGGGAUGAGUACAAUGCCGCGGUUACAAACGGUAAUACACAAUCGGUCACGAUUGACGGACUACAACGAGCACUGCAAGAAAUACAAGAUGCACGGAAGCAAGAACUACGUGAAAUAGUGCAGAGCUCCGACGCGCAGCUUGAUGAGCUUAAAGAAAAGCUCCGACAAGUUGAGAAGAAAGCGGACUCAGCAAACAUGGAGCUAAAACAGGCGCAGACAGAAUUAGACCGACUUCUUCCAUUCGAGAAGGAGGUUAAGGAGAAGAAUCUUCUCAUUGGGAAAUUGCGGCAUGAGGCUGUCACAUUGAACGAUCACUUGACGAAGGCGUUGAGAUUCUUGAAGAGAGGCAAACCAGAGGACAAUGUUGAUAGACACGUUGUGACGAACCAUCUGCUACACUUCCUUACUCUUGACCGGUCUGAUCCAAAGAAAUUCCAGAUCUUGCAGCUCAUAGCUGCUCUUCUACAAUGGAACGAAGAUCAAAGAGAACAAGCCGGACUCAGCCGCCCCGGAACAUCGACUACUCCAAGCAUCUCCACCAGCCUAAAAGUGCCGAGUUUCUACAUGCACCGUACACCGAGCACACCGUCAUUAAUGAGUGACUACAUGGAAAAUGGCAACGCAGGCGGCGGUAAAGAGACUCUCGCUGAGCUCUGGUCAAACUUUUUGGAACAGGAAGCUCAAGCUGCUGGAGAUAAUACAUCAAAUAAGCGGGGAUCUAAUGCGGGUAUUGGUUCGCUUUGA
This is a messenger RNA of Talaromyces atroroseus, 1662 nucleotides long. RefSeq lists its product as hypothetical. Bases 1 to 1662 code for a protein of 553 amino acids. The record is from RefSeq and is a predicted model, not a curated record. Gene Ontology annotation, biological process: Golgi organization; endoplasmic reticulum to Golgi vesicle-mediated transport. The transcript is spliced from 7 exons. Gene Ontology annotation, cellular component: Golgi apparatus. Lineage: Eukaryota; Fungi; Ascomycota; Eurotiomycetes; Eurotiales; Trichocomaceae. Gene Ontology annotation, molecular function: small GTPase binding.